AGCAAUGUCCGUCUCCAGUGGUAUUCACGCAUAUUUCCAGUUGGUAGUAAAGAAGAUAAUCCACUGCCAGCUGGCUCACAAGCCUCCCACAUCUACUAAAUAUAUUCUAGAUCUGGACUUUAUCAAGAUACGACUCUUUGACAAGGUUGUACCGAAGACUUGUCAUAACUUCAGGGAGCUGUGCACUCAUAAUCAAGGAUUUGGAUACGCAGGGUCUUCGAUAGAUCACGUGGUCAGAGGAUUUGGUCUUUAUGGAGGAGAUGUGGUAGAGAGAGUACAAGCAGACCAGCCCCACGAUGAACCAUACAAGGGUCUAGCCUGGAACGGCAAAGUGGAAUCCUUCAAGAAGCCCCAGUACCUUCAAAUGCCUAAACCUCGACUUGGAGAAUGUGGCAGAUCCGUCUAUGGAGCCAGCAUGCGGGAAAUGGUAUACGAGGAUGAAACAUACUUCCCUGACGAGAAUCACACGAUUAUACACGACCGUCCUGGUAUCAUAACGAUGGCAGGGCACGGUCCUGACACCAACUCGUCUAGAUUCCUCAUCUUAACGGCCCCGGCCCGAUGGCUGGACGGUAAACAAGUAGCGUUUGGUGAGGUGGUGGAGGGACUGGAAACUGUUCAGGAGAUAGACCAGAUUUGUGGCAGUCAGUGUGGGUACCCCAGACAUUUAGUAGAGAUUGUUCAGAGUGGGGUUGUGGAGGGGGAGGAGUCACUGCCACAAUCCCGGACUUUGGAAGAGUUAAAUUAUAGGCAACCGAUCGAUCCUCUGGCGUAUACAAAACAGCCUGUUUAUAUCGAAUGAUGAGUUAUGGCUUUUUGAGAUCAUUUUGAUAAAUUGUAUAUCGAUAAUGUCGACGUUUCUGUUUCCGGGAAAUAUUUGAAAACUGUUUUUAUGAGCCCUGUCUGGAUGAUAAUGGUGAUAGACUUAGAAGUUUUUAAGAGUUAAGUUAUUUUUGUUAAUUUAUUCAUGCAUAACACAGUUUUACAAGAGAAGCUAUUUUAAUUCCAUAAUACGGUUUUUCUAACUGCGAAGUGUGCAGAAAGUUUGAUUUUUUCAAUUGACUAUGAAAUUAAAAUUAUGACCAAUAUUGGAGAUACCGAGAGAUUUUCCGUGCUUGAGAUAAAGGAUCUCUUGAGGUAGAGCUUAAAGUCUGGUUUCUAUCUUCUCCUUACAAAUGUUACAACGAGUAUUUGACAGAUUGUAGGUGAUUGGAAAAGAAGGAGGAAAAGUAACCAGCUAUGUUGGGAAACCUGGUCCGGAAUAUUGGGAUCAGGAGCAGAGUCGGAUGCAUUUCUUUCUAUAGGAAUUUCAGUGGUACGAUCGGGUUAGGUAGUCAGAUUCCAGGACACACUCUGGAUGACAUCAUGAAAACAGAGCUCUUGAAGGAUGCCACUCCUAAAGAGAUUUCAAAGAUUUGGGCUGAUUAUCAUCAGACGAAAGAUGGUUUCGUAUCAGGUGUUAUUCCAUCCAUGCACUACGCUGAGAUACAAGCAAAAGGAAAAAUCUGUCCAAGGUUUGUGUAUGCAAUUCCCAAAGAUAGUGGUGGUUUCGAGAUGAUGUACUCUGAAAUUCACCAGCACAGAAUAUCAUUCACUAGUCUGGAAGCAUUCAAGGCACUUCAAUCCUCAGCUCCUCCUCUCCUCGAACUGUUCCACUACAUUGACUUCCAGCAGACCAAGGAGCUGGUGCUGAUGAGAGGAGCCUACAAGGAUCCCCUCACUCCAAAUGAGGCAGUAUUUCUGGUAAACCAACUACAGAUGUACUACAGAUUAGAUCCUGAACGAUUUAAGCUGGUCCAUACUUUCAACCAUAAUCCCAUGUUCUUCGAUUUCAACGAACUUCUCAAAAACGUAGAGUAUCCAGACCUUUUACCAUCCAACCAAACAAACGAAAAGUCUAAAAGUUAAUAUGAACUGUGUUUAUACAGAUUAUUUAUAUAACGCGAGGGACAGUUUCUUUUUGUAACAAACAAAGCGGCCUGAUCAUGUCUGUUUUUGGGUCAAGUAUUGAGCAACAAGGUAAAUAAUCAAAGACCACGAUUUGAAUUUAGAUUUUUACGUAUUUUAUUAACUUAUUCAUUUUUUAAAGUACAUAAAA
Molecule: messenger RNA, 2098 nt
Organism: Bolinopsis microptera
Lineage: Eukaryota; Metazoa; Ctenophora; Tentaculata; Lobata; Bolinopsidae
Exons: 7
Coding region: 1240-1908 (222 amino acids)
Biological process (GO): protein peptidyl-prolyl isomerization; mitochondrial proton-transporting ATP synthase complex assembly
Cellular component (GO): mitochondrion
Molecular function (GO): peptidyl-prolyl cis-trans isomerase activity
Source: RefSeq, a predicted model, not a curated record